CACUCUGUCUUAGAUUCACUCUCUCCUGGCAUGUUUUCAACGUGAAGCGUUUGGUUCAAAUUAGUUUUUUAAUUUCGUCUCUUUUUUACACGCUUCACUUCUCGCUUGACAUUUAAUUAUUUUGAGCGGUACUCGUGUUCCAACUUGAUUAGAUCAGCGGUUUUCCUGCAUUUUUAUUCCGAUUUGGUCGAAUUUUUCCCAUCCAGGUUGUGUGGUUUAAAUGGAAUUGCAGAAUUUUAAAUGAUAGCAAUCAUUUUAGAUUGCAGGGUUUUAGACCUUCCCAUUGAAAUGAUUUUUUUCACACCCAUACCUACAUCUGUAUUUUAGUUCCACUUGAAGAACCCAAAUCUUAAAAACCACCAUAUGUUCUUUGACUCUUUAAAAGGCCAAAGAUUCUGCAUUUAAUCUUGUGGCCAUUAUAUUUUAUUUUUGAUUACAAAAAGACUCAUUGUAAAAGUUUUGAAUAGACAAAAACUAAUCGCGUAUUUUACACAAAGAAAUUAUUCCUAUAUAAGUCUGUUAAGUUAUAUGUAUGAACUCUUACAUUUGUCAUUUUCCCCUCUGGUUUAAAAGGUGUGAGGAAGAUUAAAUGAGUCCUGGGUCUUAUUUCUGUUAUUAAGACCUAUUCUGCGGCAAACAUUACAGCAAUAUAUGGAAACGUGUUUAUAGUGCCUGUUUAAAUAUUGACGGGAGUAUUCAUUUGGAAACUAAAAACUUUGUUUGUAUUGAUUGCCUAGCUAUAGUAUUGAACAAGUUGUUCUGAAAUACAUCUGUGAUCGUAUGCGGUGUCAGAGGCAGUAACUGUUUAUAGCCCCCACUAAUGGAGUAUUUGAAAAUAUCCCUGGAAAUCGCCUCAAUGCUCUAAUGCAUAUUAAAGCCUAAAGUUUUCGAUGUUGCCAUGCUUUAAACCCCAUAGUGUCAAACAGAAGAGAUAAAAUCAACUGUCCUGUUUAGAAUUGACUCUAUCCUUGAAAAGUUGGAAUCAUGGCCGUCCGUUUUGUACCAAAGAAAAAUGUGUAUAGAUACUAUGAAAGAACUGAUACAGCCGAGAAUCUAGAGGAUAGAAAGCAUGAGGCAUUUGUUCGUGAAAUUUCAACGAUGGUUGAGGAUAUGUUGGGCCAUCGUAGUCACAACUGCCUUGACAGGAAACCUAUCAAACUCCGAACUCAGCUUCAGAUGGAACAAGAAAAAGAAUUACCUCAAAAUAUAAUACGGCGGGUCCUCGAUACUCUGAAGGGACAAUCCGUGGUUGCACGAAGAGAUUCGGAUGGACUUUAUUAUCCAGGGACGGUUGUGAAGUGCCCAGAUCCCAGACAUGCUCUCGUGGAGUUUGAAGACAAAGAACAAGUGCUGACCCCCACCAGACUGAUGAUAGCGACCACUGGUGCUAUAGCGCGGCCACACCUAAGGGUUGGAGAUUGUGUUUUAGUGAGGGUUGUUAAUUCAGACACAAAGUUAGAAUGCUACGCUCCAGGAAUUGUACAGGUUCUUCCACAGGAUGAGACCGUCCAAGCCAAAUUCUACACAGUCAUGAUGUACAAUGGACAGCAGGCAACUGUCAUGAGAAACUAUAUCAUGAAGAUCAGCAAAUCCAGAUUUGAGUUUGCAAUUCGCUACAUUGCGGAUAUUCAAAUGCAAAGCCAAGGGAGCUUUGAUGAAAAUGUGUAUGUGAAAACACCUCGAUCUGCCAGACCCAGUGAUAAAGAAAAGAGAGGACGAAGAGAGCACAGAGAUAGAGAGAGAAAAGCCUCCCCCUCUCCAGAGGUAGAAAUAAGUGUGGUUGAUCAGUCGGAGAGCAAUCCUCCCACUGAUCAAAACUCUGUGUGCAGUGACAGACCCGCCAGUGCCCGCCCCCCAGCACCUACCCCCAACACAGCAAGGAGCGGCAAAGUCAUGUCCCCCCUCCCAGAGGAGGAGGGUGCUAGAUCCCCAACUCCAACGCCAAGAGCACAGCAGUCAAAUUCAAGAAGCAGGUCAAGGUCAGACUCUAGAUCUAGGUCACGAUCUAGAUCAAGGUCACAUUCUAGAUCAAAAUCAAGGUCACGUUCUAGAUCAAGGUCACGCUCACGUUCAAUUUCGGGUGAGAGAAGUAAAAUAUCCAGAUCAAAUUCAAGAUCAUCAAGGUCCAGAUCCAGGUCAAGGAGUAGUGGGAGUUCAAGGUCACAGUCACCAGUUAAUUUGAGAACUAGGUCUGAUAGUAUGGAGAGACUACACAAGAAAAGCAAGAAAAUGAAGCAACUGAAAAAGCAACUGAAGCAUCAGCAAGAUGAAUUUGAAGCUCAACAACAGAAAAUUCAAAAGCAAGCAAAGAAACUGAAAAAGCUGAAGAAGAAGCUGAAGAAAAGGAAAAAGUACGAGAAGUCUGUGAAAUCUAACACUGCUGUGAUUGCUGUCGAGGACUCUGAUGAUUCCGACGACAGCAAGAUGAAGCUUAGACCAGAAACCCCAUCUUCAGUGCAGGCUCCUGAAGUGACCUCAGGACUUCUGAAGUUGAGGAAAUCCCUGCCCUGUUUGAGGGAGGGAGAGGAGGUCAUGGCCCGCUGGUCUGAUGAGGGAUGGUACUUCAGAGGUGUAGUUAAACAGGAUUGCAAUGACUUUAGCUACAUCAUCGAAGACAGCACAAGAAUGUGUGAGAGAAUCUGGAGGGAGGACAUUAUUACGGAUUACGACGAUGCUAAUCAAAUUAUUCAGCCAAAUGACCCAGUGGUAGCCCUGCACCCUGACUACAGUUUCAGUUAUGCACCAGGAAUUGUCUUAAAGGUUUACCAGAACCUGGAAAUGAAAAUCCGAUUCUACGAUGGACAAGUUCUAGAGGAAAAGCUCCCCAGAGAGGAGAUUUAUAAACUGACGCAGGAAAAAUAUGAACAUGAUGUGAAUUAUAUAGUUCAAUGUGAAACAAGAUGGGUGGGGCAAGCUGUAGUUGCUAGGGACGACAGGAUGGGAAGCUAUCACUUAGCCUCUGUGAAGGAAAGAGUGGGUAAUGGCAGGGAGUACAUGUUGGAGUGGUGUGAUGGGGAGCAGUCCACUCAAACCUCCCACCACAUCUUUGGGGUCUUCACCAAGCACCACCCCCUGUCUGUUGGGGACCAUGUUCUGGCCAUGUGGGACAGUCACCAGCACGUGUAUCUCCCUGGGUGGGUGGCAGGAAUCGUGGGAGAAAAGAUCAAUAUUAGGUUCUGUGAUGGAACUAUACGAGAUGUUGACGACAUUUUGCAGUGCUUCUGGUUAAGUAGUGACUAUUACGAGAAUGCAGUUAUCUUCUACAACAAAUGCCAAACUCUGAGAGAUGACUCGGCAUAAAUGCCUCCCCCACCCUGACUACAACCUCUUUUAAUGUGAUAUUUGAUGCUAGUGUAAUUCUGGAUUAUUUGACAUGGGAGCUGAGUAGAUAAGCUUACUAUUAUCUUAGGUACAUGUACAUUGUAUAUUAGAUCAUACAAAUAUUGUAGAGUUGAGAGCGCAACAUAGUUUUCAGGUGUGCAUACGAUUCAGGUAUGAGCAAAGUGUGUUUUUAAUGGAAGACUUAUUGACCCUUUAUAAAGCCUGAACCUACAGAACGUAUAACAAUUCAGAAACAAUUAUGCAAUACAUUCAUAAUUUUCAUAAAAUUCAAAGUAUUUAUUGUCUAUAUACAUGUAUAUGCAUAGCUAUUUUGAUAUAGGGAUUGUUGGUGCUAGCUAGUUUAUUUCAAGACUUGGAUGAGUUUUAUAGGUUUAUUUUAUUUACAAGUACCAUGCUGUGCAAGUUUAUUUGUGAUGAAAACAUGAAAUUGGUUUGUUAAUCCCUUAGAUUUUAAAUUAAAUUCAUAAGUAGCAUGCUUAGUUUACUCUUUGCAACAUACAGUACAUGUAAACCAUAGACUCUGUAACAAAAUUUAAAUAAUUACUGCUAUAGAAAACUCCUGCAUUCAUCAGUAUUUGUAAUUAGUCCAUUUUACUCUUCUAUUUAAAAUUGUUACAUGAAUUAAGAAGUGAGGGAAAUGCAAUCAAGACUGAAGGUCAAAACUCGGGUAAUUUUACCGGCAAUUAAAUAUCUUAAAUGAAAUGUUUCCAGAUCCAAAAGAUAUUGAUUGUAUACCAGGUACAAGUGUAGAUGUUGUACAUGACAUUGUAUUGUAGUAAAAAAUAAUUUCAUGAUCAGUGUGUUUGUCUGUUGUUUUCAGACUAGGGUACCCCCCCCCCCAUAAAUAAAUGUAAAUUCUAAUACUGAUUCAUUUCCAAUUUGACACAUAAUGAUCAAUUCAGCUGAGCAUUGCAGUCAUAAGCAUCCGCUAGAACGAAAUGGUGCUUGUGAAUCCCUGCUUUGCUGAACAGACUUGGGGACUCCAUGCGGUGAAGAUAUCUUUUGUUUAUUGAUAGAUAAGUUCUCUGUGUUUUGAUGUUCAUGUUAUUUUUUUUUUAAUAGAACUCUGUACUUUUAUGUUUUUGUCAUAUGUCUUAUUUACUGUCUAUAACAAUACAAAACAGAUAUACUAGUAUAUGCUAAUAUGUAUUGAUAUUUAUUUAUGAAUAAAAAUGUGUAGUAGUAGUAGUGGUCAUUUAAUCCACACUAUUUAUUAAGACUGCAUAUUUUUGUUAUUUGACAAAACAAAACAGGGAACAAGAUCAAGAAAUGUAUUCUAUGACUGAAGUAUCAAACACUUUUCAAGCUAUUAAAAAUAAUGUCAUAUUGUGAAGAACUACAUACAUUGUUUACAUCAAAAACCAGCAAUGGCAUUUUUAAUGUCCAUGAUGUCACAAACUGGGGGUAGCAUGCAUGUGUAUUUUCAAAUAGCUAUGAUUUAUAAUUAGAUAUACAUUGAGUUUAACAACUGCAUGUAUAAGCAAUUAAGAUGACGUUUGUUACUUCCGUUCCUGCGGAUGAUAUUAUUGUUGUUGUAUCUUUCUCAGUGACAGUGAUAUCGAUGUACAUGCAAUAUAAUUUAUUCUCUACCAACUCUUAACAAAUUGUCAAAUACAUGCAAGUGUAUCUACUUCUGAGUUCAUUCAUUACUGCUUAGCAUUAUUACUUGAUUAGAAUGGAGCAAAAGAUAACAGAAUUAAAUUCAUAUAGAUAAA
This is a messenger RNA of Magallana angulata, 5057 nucleotides long. RefSeq lists its product as uncharacterized. NCBI's taxonomy places the organism in Eukaryota, Metazoa, Mollusca, Bivalvia, Ostreida, Ostreidae. The coding region runs from base 985 to 3300 and encodes 771 amino acids. The transcript is spliced from 14 exons. The record is from RefSeq and is a predicted model, not a curated record.